This is a messenger RNA of Dendronephthya gigantea, 1354 nucleotides long. Its product is annotated as G patch domain-containing protein 4-like. Gene Ontology annotation, molecular function: nucleic acid binding. The coding region runs from base 118 to 1023 and encodes 301 amino acids. The transcript is spliced from 8 exons. Gene Ontology annotation, cellular component: nucleolus. The record is from RefSeq and is a predicted model, not a curated record. Lineage: Eukaryota; Metazoa; Cnidaria; Anthozoa; Malacalcyonacea; Nephtheidae. Gene Ontology annotation, biological process: regulation of ribosome biogenesis.
UUCUGUAUAAAGUUGUUGUCACUUGUCAAUCAUCUUUGUUUGUUUUACUGGCGUUUCUCACGAGGUCUUAUAUAUUUUGUCACAAGCGAAGCCCGAACGACUCGUAGGGCGGUGGUUAUGGUCAAAGACGAAAGGCAAGGAGAUGAAGAGACAGCCGUUUCAGAAAGAUAUAAUUGUGGCUUGGAUUUCGCUAAGAAUCAACUUCAGAAACAUGGAUGGAGCGAAGGCAAAGGACUUGGUAAAGAUGAGAGUGGUAGAGCUAAUGCAAUCAAAGUUGGUGUGAAAAAUAACAAAUUGGGGGUGGGUUUUGAUGUUGGAAAAGAGUUUACAAACAACUGGUGGGACCAAUUAUUUAACAAAGCUGCCAGUAAUAUUGUGGUUGAGCAAUCUGAGAAAGGGGUACAAGUUUCCAAGAAGGACGAUGGUUCAAAUGAUAUUGUGAGACCAAAGAAGUUAUGGAGAGUUAAAAGAAAAGAAUUGUAUUAUGGAAGAUUUGUUAAGGCCACAAAUGAUGGUGAUGCAUUUCCUCCAUCCACACUGGAAACUCCUGAAGUAACAACCAAUUUUACAGAUGAGGAAAUAUUCAAAGCUUGUGGUGGGAGAACAGCUCAUAAGUCUGCCCGACAUGGUCAUAAAUUGAGUGGGAAGUUAAAAAGGGUUGCUGAUCAAGAAGGCGAAGACAAUCCCUGUGAAAAAAUAAAGAUGAAGAGAAAGAAACGUUCAAGAAAGUCGUUGUCAUCAUUGCCUAUUCAAGAUAAGACGGACAUUGAUGUACUUAACCACAAUGGUUGUGAUGAAGUGAUCAAAGAAAAAUUAACUUUACAAAGUGAGAUUGUUUCAUUAAAAUGUUCCACCAGAAAGCGAAAAUACGAUUCAGGCGAUGAGCAAAGUAAAUCUUUACAACCACGAUUUGAAGAGAUACAUAGUGAAUGUGAUCAGAAUUUGGGUAUGUCGGUGACCACCAAGAAAGUUAAGAAAAAAGUGAAAAAGAAAUCAAAGAAACUGUCAAAAAAAGCAAAAUGACAGACGAUAUUGAAAACUUCAUCAUAAGGAAUGACAUUGAUGGACAAAUACAGUAUGCAAUGGUGAUUUGAAGCAAAAAACGAGAAACUGAGGAGAAGAGAAACGGAUCAAAACUGUUGAUGCCAAGACCGUGAAUUAUUUGGAACGAUUCUUAUCCAAAAACGUUAUAUUGAAAUAAUCCUGGGCUACAGUUCAAGUCGCGGUAAGUGAUAUGCCUAUAUUCAUUCUAGUUUUGUUUUAAUGCACAUGUUAAACUUGGCAAUUUCCGCGUAUAUAUUUAAAGUUCUUGAACAGUUUCCUCGUCGUGACUUCUAAAAAAUCUGGCUGAAAC